Messenger RNA from Jatropha curcas, 2085 nucleotides. It is a transcript of the gene MED8, whose product is annotated as mediator subunit 8. NCBI's taxonomy places the organism in Eukaryota, Viridiplantae, Streptophyta, Magnoliopsida, Malpighiales, Euphorbiaceae. Gene Ontology annotation, cellular component: mediator complex. The record is from RefSeq and is a predicted model, not a curated record.
GUUGGAGUGAACGUCCAUUCUAUUAUUUCUCCCUGUGCCAAAGCGCAUCAAAAGAAAGAAACAGAAGAAUCGCUUGGAUGGAGGGAAUGAUACAAGACCAAUCUCAGCUGCAAAAUCAACAGCAGCAACAGCAGCCACCGCAGAUGGCGGUUGCGGAGAGGCUGAACCAGGCUGUCCAGCAACAGCUCAAUUUGGAGUCCGUAAAGACUCGAGCUAUCAGCCUUUUCAAAGCUAUCUCCCGUAUCCUUGAAGAAUUCGAUGCACACGCUCGGUCCAACGCCAAUCCCAAAUGGCAAGAUAUCUUGGGGCAAUAUUCUAUGGUCAACCUUGAGCUCUUCAACAUUGUGGACGAGAUUAAGAAGGUUUCCAAGGCUUUUGUGGUGCAUCCCAAAAACGUUAAUGCAGAAAAUGCUACAAUUCUACCGGUUAUGCUAUCCACAAAAUUAUUGCCCGAGAUGGAAAUUGAUGACAACUCCAAGAGAGAGCAAUUGCUUCUGGGGUUGCAAAAUUUGCCAAUAUCGUCUCAAAUUGAGAAAUUAAAGAGUAGAAUAGAUAUGAUUGGGGCAGCCUGUGAAAGUGCUGAAAAAGUAUUAGCUGAUACCCGCAAAGCCUAUCAAUUUGGUACGCGACAAGGGCCAACUAGUCUUCCAACUUUAGACAAGACCCAGGCUGCAAAAAUUCAAGAACAAGAGAACUUACUCCGAGCUGCUGUAAAUUUUGGUGAAGGACUUCGAGUAACCGUAGACCAGAGGCAGAUUACGUCUGCACUUCCAAUGCAUCUGGCAGAUGUGCUGACUGUGGGUGAUGGAGUGCAUAAUGUUUCUGAUUCUUCUGGGAUGUACAUGAAAAAUACUCCACCUCUGUCAUCAAAUAGCAUCAAUAAUCAGGGGUCUCUUUUACAGGCCUCCGGAACAGCACUUAUGGGAAGAUCCGCUGCAUCCCCUUCUGCUGCUACAAGCGCUACCUCCUUUGACAAUACUACAACUUCCCCAUUACCAUAUGCCAACUCACCAAGGUCGGGCAACAUGAUGAACAUGCCUUCUCCUCAACAACAAACCCAACAACAACAGCAGCAACAGCAGCAGCAGCAAAGGCAAAAGAUGAUGCAAUUACCUCAGCAUCAGCAGCAACUCUUUGCUCAGCAACAAUUCAGACAAUCUACAAUGCAAGGAUUGGGACAGACCCAGCUGCCACAGCUGCAUGAUUUGCAGGGACAGGGUCAGCAGAAGUUUCAGCCGCAGUUACAUGGACAACAUCAGAUGCAAUUUUCUCAAGCACUGGGGCACCAGCAAUUUCAGGGUAGGCAACUGCCCUCCGGACAUGUUCAACAUGGCAUGGGUCAAAAUCCACUCAACCAAGGAAAUCAGUUAAAUCGCCAUUUAACUCAGUUUUCUGGUACUGCAAAUAAUGCACUGUUUAAUGCUGCUCAGGGGGCACCAAAUACCCAGAUGGUCAAUUCCAAACAUGUCAGCUACAAUGUCAUCUCAACCACUUGUGCCAAGAACGCAGUUUGGAUUAACCGGUGGCAAUCCUCAAAGGAGUCAUACGUCCCAAAUUCUGAAUGAUCAAAUGUUUAAUAUGGGAGUAUCAAAUCCUGCUGGUAUGAUGCCUAUACAGCCACAGCAGCAGCAGCAACAGCAGCUUGGUUCUCAAGGUGCAUUUGGUAAUAUGCAGCCAAAUGCUCAGAAUCUACAAUCGAGUAUGGUUGCACUUCAGAAUGCAUCACAAAAUCACCCCAAUUUUGUACAACAGAGGCAACAAAAUCCACAGUAAUUUUUGCCACAAUUUACCCCCGAGUACUCUGUUUUUCCUUUUCUGGCCGAGUAGGAAUCUUGUAGAGUGCUAAUGAUUAUGAUACUACCGAUAUUGGAUUGGAAUUACGUUUUAGUGUAGAUAGAAAUGCUACAAUUACUCUUGAUGUAGGAGAGAAUAUGUAUAAUAAAUCAACACAAAAUAACCACUCUGCUCAUGUUUUCUUGCAAAGCUGUAAACAUUUUACUCAAGUUUAGUUGCCUUACCAUUUAUUAGUUCCUUUGGCUAGAACGUGUUUUUUGUAAUAAUAUAAUAUGUGAUCUCUUGAGUGCU